This is a messenger RNA of Folsomia candida, 1278 nucleotides long. RefSeq names its product trypsin-like. The transcript is spliced from 6 exons. The annotation marks the transcript as partial. The record is from RefSeq and is a predicted model, not a curated record. Gene Ontology annotation, biological process: proteolysis. Gene Ontology annotation, molecular function: serine-type endopeptidase activity. NCBI's taxonomy places the organism in Eukaryota, Metazoa, Arthropoda, Collembola, Entomobryomorpha, Isotomidae.
CGUGGACUGACCCCAGGUCUUCCUCCCUGGCUACCUGAUGAAGAUCGGAUUGUUGGUGGACAGCCUACAACCAUAGAAAAGUAUCCGUACCAGGCUAAAAUUUUCGUUGAUUUCAUUGACGGCUAUUGCAGCGGCACAAUUAUAUCAGAGCGCCGCGUAUUGACCGCAGCGCAUUGCGUCUGGUCACGUGACAUAUCUAAUCUCCACAUUGUUGUGGGUAGUUCUUCUGCAGAAAGGAGUGCCCAAGUUCUGAAGGUCUCUGCUAUUCACGAACACCCCUCGUACGAUCAUAGAACUUUUGAUAACGAUAUUGCAAUCCUGGAGUUAAGCUCCCCUAUUUCCUUUGGCCGAGGCGCGCAACCAAUUGCAACUGCUGCGCCGGGUUCAGAACUGCCGGCCGGAACGCUCGCCACUAUCACGGGAUGGGGCGCCUUGAAAUCCGGUAGCUCAAGUCGGAAUCAACUUUACGCGGGGCUAGUCAAAAUCGUCUCGAUCAGCGAUUGUAGACGGGCUUAUCCAACCCAUGCAAUCACUGAUAACAUGUUCUGUGCCGUUGGAGAAGGAGUUGGUGGGUGUCAGGUAGAUUCAGGCGGGGCUCUUCUGGUUAAUGGAGUAGCAUAUGGAAUUUAUAGCUGGGGCUAUGGCUGCGAUCAUCCAGAUUAUCAUGGGGUUUAUACAAAAUUAUCAAAGUACCAUAGUUUUAUAAGCCAGUUCAUUUGGAAAGGAAUUAUUUCUUAGUAAAAAAUAUCAAUAUACAAACUUAACUUAUUAUGUAAUUAGUAUGUACAUGGACGUUUGUAAUUUACUAUAUCUGUAGGCGAUUCGUAACCGUUAAAUAAUUGCACCGAAAUUCCUUCAAUUAUGUAAACAUGUCUUUUGCAUAUGUACCUACAUUUGUUUAAAAGAAAUUGUAUUGUAACUAUCUACUGUACACAAGUAAGUAAAGUUACUUACUUAUACCUAGUUCUAUAUAUUUAUCAUAUAGAAUGUAUUAUUAAGUUGCGAAAUUGAUGUUCUCAUAGGUUUGGGGUUUUAUACAAAUGCAUUUUUGGUCGAAUAUCAAAUUUAUAAUAAAAUAUAAUUUAAUUAGUAGAAUUAAUCUUACUAGAAUUAAUAAAUUCGAAAUUAGUUAGUGGCAGUGAAUUAAUAACUAGUUUAUUUAAUUAGCAAUUAAAAUUCAACUUUUGUGAAGUACAUGAAAUUAAUAAUUACACUUAAUUACUGGAAAAAGAAAUAUUUGAAAUUGAAACUGAAUACAACUAUUGGUAUAUGUAUGAA